UAAUCUCUUUUGAAAUGUUAUUAAGGAUAGGAAUAACAUGAUGUACAAUAAUCACUUUGAAUUCAUUCAUCUCUGGUCAGAAAUCAACCAUGACACGAGGACUCGUAGGACGUUGUUGCGCUUACCCACAGGGCCAAGCUUCCUUAUUGCCACAAAUGCUUGCAAUUGCCGCGCUUGUAUGCUGCUUUUAUGCCAUCCCCUGGACACCUGGAUCCUGGUUUCCUGAGGUCGGCUUUCUCUGCAUGCAUCUGGAUGGCAGGGAUUCGAAUUACUCUUGCGGUCCACUCAGGUUGGUGGAUCCAGGCUAUUGGUCGGGGGAUAAAGGAAAAUACUGGCCGGUGCAGCUCGGUGCUUUGUUCGCAAUCAUUUCUGCUAUCCUGGGAAGCAUUGCCACGUUGUAUCUGUUUGGAGCCAUUUGCUUCCACCUCAGCAAGAAAACUGUGUUAAACAUCAGCAAGACCUUUCUUGCCUGUGCCCUGUUCUCAGUUUUGACAUUUGUGGCCGCAGCGUUAGAUAUUUGUGAUAUUCUGGGGUACAGCAGCAGCGGAUCUAGCAGCAGCAGCAGUGGCAGCUACUAUGAUUCUGGCAGCUCCAGUUAUUACGGAGGCAGCUCCAGCUCCAGCAGAUCCCAGUGCAAAAAGGUUGUGCGUUUGGACGGGGGGGGCGUUGCUGAAAUCUUCGCCGUUGUGUUCUUCUUGGCGGCUGCAGCCGCAUCAUUUCAGUUUGCGAAUGUUGCGGAAGAAACCAGCGAGGCAGCGGAGGACGAGGCGACAGAGACAGAAGUGCUGCCCCUUCACCACAAACCGGCAGCACGUCAAGAAGCCCCAGAGUCUUCUUCGCCAAGGAGGGACACCAGACGCCCUCCCGAAGAUGACUUACUAAGAGCGUAAAAACACGUUGUUCUUGGCUUGUCCCGGCAUGUGCGUGUCCACGUCGAAGCUUUAGCUAUUGGAAAGUGGUCAAGCAACAUACUGAACUUCCAUACUUAAAACACAAUGCUGGUUACGUAUAGAGCUCCAUACCGGCAUACCGGUACCACUCCAAUGCACACACAAAAGUCGUCCCUUUCGAUGCGGCUAGUUGGCCACCACCCUAGCUCCCAGGUAGUCACAUCUGUGCUCUGUGAGCCAGUCGCUGAUGUACAUGUAAGUGCUUUGGCUUGCUUCAGGGCUUCAGGGUUUACCAAUACUAGCUAGUGCCAGCCCUUCAGCCCCGCGCAAGCUCCUCUGCAACUUACGAGGCUUUAGACUUUAGACUCAUUGGAUCAUGCUACCGUAGAAGCGGGCCAAAGUGACAGUCUAUGACAGCAUAGAAUUAUGGUUACGAGAGGACGGUCUUUCAGGCCAACAAGGACAAUUAAGUUGACACUACCAGUACAAUUUCAGCGUCAUCCCAAAGACGCCAAAAGCAUGGGGAAG
Molecule: messenger RNA, 1418 nt
Organism: Seminavis robusta
Lineage: Eukaryota; Bacillariophyta; Bacillariophyceae; Naviculales; Naviculaceae
Source: the annotation of a GenBank genome assembly